This is a messenger RNA of Leptinotarsa decemlineata (Colorado potato beetle), 1697 nucleotides long. RefSeq lists its product as uncharacterized. Gene Ontology annotation, cellular component: nucleolus. Gene Ontology annotation, molecular function: nucleic acid binding. The record is from RefSeq and is a predicted model, not a curated record. Lineage: Eukaryota; Metazoa; Arthropoda; Insecta; Coleoptera; Chrysomelidae.
UUCUCACAGAACAACGGUGUUCUGUCGAUAUUGUUUUAUUUUUGAUAGUUCUAUUUGGGUUUCAUUUUGCAGCUGAUUUUAGUGGUUAUUUGUAUCAUAUAAAGUGGUGAAUACAAAUAUUUUAAUGACAAAAUGAUAUAAUAAAGAGAACACAGAAGUACUAAUUUUCAUAAUGGAUUUUGCCCGCAAGCAACUCGAAAAGUAUGGCUGGUCUGAAGGCAAGGGAUUAGGGAAGAAUGAAAAUGGAAUUUCUGCUGCUCUUAAACCAAAACUAAAAUUUGAUAAUUCAGGAGUGGGACAUGAUGCUGGAAGACAGUUCACAAACAAUUGGUGGGAAAAACUUUAUAACAAUGCUGCUGAAAACAUCGAUGUUGAAGUAGAUGGAAAAAAUGAGGUUAAAAUGAAAAUUAAAUCUGAAUAUUCAGUUGAAAUAUCAACUAAAAGUUAUUCAGUCAAAGAGCUGAAAAAGAAUAAAAAUCUUGAAUAUGGUUCUUUUCUUAAAACUGCGAAGUUAAAGGGUAAUACCGAGGAACAAUACGAUACUCCUAAAAUUUAUAAAAAUACAACAGAAUUCAAACCUCUGACUGAUGAUGAAUUAUUUGCUGCUUGUGGAGGAAGAACCGCUCAUAAAGGUGCUCGGCAUGGUUUGAAACUUGGCGGAAAAUUGUCUAGAAUAGAAAAACAAGAAAAAAUGCUGUUGAAAAAAAUGAAAAAAGUUUCUUUGUCUGAUAAUGAAACUUCUGACAAAAUAAUUACUGAGAAAAAGUUGAAAAGGGAGAAAUAUACUCCCAUUGUUGAAGACAGCAUGGAAAGUAUCUCUUCCAAUGGUUUCAAAAGGAAAAAGAAACGCAAGAGCGUUUCUUUCAACGAAACCGUUACUGUUACAGAAAUUUACGGAGAUCACGAAUUCAGUUUUGAUAGUGAAGUUGGUUCAGUAAAGGACAAGAAUAGUAAUGAACCAAAUUUAGAAAGUAUUGCUAGCGGAUCAGAUGAAGGCAUUGAACAGGAUAUAGAAAACAAUAAUAACGAGCAGCAAGACAAUCAUAAGAGUUUUGAAGUUGGACAAUUCAACAUUAGCGAUCUCUCAAAAGCUGAACGAAAGAAACUAAAGAAGAAGAGAAAACUAGAAGCUAAGAAAACUUCUGCAACUGGAACUUUCCUUCAGAAACUCAAUGAUGGCGUUGAUCUCGAACUAACUCAAUUUGAGGAUAAGGAUAAGAAUUUGAAAAAGAGAAAGUUUUUGGAAGACUUUGAACAGAAUGAUCACAAAAGUGAACUUUCAAAGACUGACUCGCCAGGAAAGCACAAAAGGAAAAGAAAUAGGGCUAAGAAAAAACAAAAACGCAUGGAAGAAAAGCAAAUCAACUCUAUUGUACGAUCUCUCGACAAUGUUUGCCGUAUAUCAGAAAGUGAUUCAGUUGAAUAGGAUGAAUAAUGAGUGUAUUUUAGGUUACUAGGAAAGUUUGAGGUGGUUCUGGUUGGAAUUUUUGAAAAUUUAUUUGAGGGUUUUUUUGUAUGAUUCAAUAAAAUCUAUAGUGAUUUAUGGAAAAAAUACAUUACUAUUUUUGUAUUACAAGCGACAUUACAAUUAUUCCCAAACCAAACUUUAAAAAGCCCUCUCAACUUGUUUAUAUUGUUUAUAAUGUUAUUAAUGGUGAUUUUCUCAACAUCUGAAUAAAGACAACACUAACACGUUA